ACAAGGUGACGUAUGCAGUAAUUGUUUGCCAUGGAUUUUGAAAUCGGACUUGAUUUUGAAGCCAGUUUGGUCGAGCAGAUGGCCCGUGACGGCUUUCAGCCGAAAAACGAUGUUUAUGAGACUUUGGGAAUCGUUCCCGAUAACAGACGUAUGCCACCACUUAAAAAUAUAUCUGCCACAUUCGAAUUACCGAGUAGUGAAAAGCAGAGCGACGACACGAUCGAUCAACUAGUACUGAGUCAAUACCUAUUGCUGGAAGACGUCAAAUGCACCAAUCGCGAAAUCAGCGGCAUGGUAAGGGUGGCGAACAUCGGGUUCUCAAAAACAGUCAAGAUUCGAUACACGCGAAAUAACUGGCGCACAAGUGACGACAUUAUUGCCGACUAUGUACCCUAUAACAAACCUAUUCCAGAGAAAACGAGUUGCCCUGAGACGCUGAGCGCCAAUCUGACGGAGUGCAAAGAAAAGACGGAAGAUACGAAGCCACCGGUGACGGAACGAUUUGCCUUCGUACUACCAAUACCAAAGGAUUUUGGCGUCGGCUCUCAUCUAGAGUUCGCCAUCUGCUACGAAGUAAACGGCCAGACUAUAUGGGACAAUAAUAAUGGACAAAACUACGGUUUCGAGUGUUUAAUUAAAGACCUGAAUCCAAACCACGUGGAAAGCGACAAAUGGUGGCAUCACUUCAUGUAUUAGCUGUCACGGCGAUGGUGUUUUAUACAAUAACGCCCCUGUCUUUACUACCGGACAGGACCACGUGAUCGAGGACUCAACGAACACAAGGCUGAAACAUUGUAGUGAUUUCAAGAUUAAAAACCUCGAGAAAACGUUGAUUUAGAAGACUAUUAUGAAAUGACGUCUUGCACAUACAGCCCGCCAUCAACGUCGGAGUCCAGCUACUAUGGAUGAACAUAGAAUAAGAUUAGAGAUGAUAUUAAUAUAUACCAAAAUGAUAUAUAGUGUGGCAAAUAACGCUUCAGUUUUGACGUUUUCUUCGUGUAUAUUUUAUUGAAAUCGAUAUUAUGCCAAUCCAGCAUACAAUAUGUCAGAAUGUUUCCUUCAAUCAGUAAAUAGUACGUGUCGAUUUAUACCUAACACAAUUUAUGUAUGUAGUUGAAACCAGUUUUUUUUUUAAUAAAUAAUUAAAAGCAAAAACACCACGCGAAAGCAGUGAGAACGUUAUCACCAAGGACAAAGGACAAUGUGUUUUGCUUGUUAAAUGGUUUCAUCUUUAUCAAAAUGUAUAUUAUACAAGUGUUAAUAAAUGCAAGAAAUGUAA
Messenger RNA from Saccoglossus kowalevskii, 1279 nucleotides. RefSeq names its product protein phosphatase 1 regulatory subunit 3B-like. Gene Ontology annotation, cellular component: protein phosphatase type 1 complex. Lineage: Eukaryota; Metazoa; Hemichordata; Enteropneusta; Harrimaniidae. Gene Ontology annotation, molecular function: glycogen binding; protein phosphatase 1 binding. Gene Ontology annotation, biological process: regulation of glycogen biosynthetic process. The record is from RefSeq and is a predicted model, not a curated record.